AUGGUCUGUGAGAUCUUUAACGUCACAUCCCAAGACAUCACUCAACUCAAGAAGAACAUUUCUGAGGAGGUGACGACUCUAGAGAUUCUUGCGGCCCACGUAUGGAAAGCAAGGUGCCUAGCCUUAAAGCUGAGUCCAGACGGGACUACGCUUUUCGGAAUGGCCGUAGGUAUACGCAGAAUUGUAGAGCCACCGUUAAAAGAAGGCUACUAUGGAAACGCAUUUGUCAAAGCCAACGUUGCUACGAAGGCCGGAGAGCUAAGCAACUCACCGUUGUCUUGUGUGGUUAAACUCAUCAAAGAGGCCAAGAGAGCCGCGAUGGAUAAAAAGUACGUGCGUGAGCAGCUAAGAGAGAUAGAGAGAAGCUUGAAGGUUAAGACAAUGUGUGGAGGAGGUAACGGAGCGUUCAUGCUUCUCACUGAUUGGAGACAAAUGGGAUUGUUAGACGAAGUUGAUUUUGGAUAUGGAGGAUCGGUGAAUAUAGUACCAUUGGUGCCCAAGUAUCUGCCUGAUAUUUGUAUUUUCUUGCCGAGGAAGCACGGUGGGGUUAGAGUGCUCGUAACGCUGCCUAGAGCUGCAAUGGAUAACUUCAAGGAACACAUGAAUCCCCUAAGCUUUUAA
Messenger RNA from Arabis nemorensis, 621 nucleotides. The record is from the annotation of a GenBank genome assembly. Lineage: Eukaryota; Viridiplantae; Streptophyta; Magnoliopsida; Brassicales; Brassicaceae.